UCACGGAGGGACAGCAGUGAGACCACUUCCCCAUGUCUGAUUAAUAGACUUGACCAUAUUGUGAUGACAGUAAAGAGCAUCAGAGACACUACCACGUUUUAUUCCAAGACCCUGGGCAUGGAAAUCGCAACUUUCAAGGGAGACAGAAAAGCAUUGUGUUUUGGAAACCAGAAAUUUAACCUCCAUGAGGUAGGUAAGGAAUUUGAACCCAAAGCGGCUCAUCCAGUUCCUGGAUCCUUGGACAUAUGUCUGAUCACCGAGGUGCCUUUGGAGGAAAUUAUCCAACAUCUGAAGGCUUGUGAUGUUCCUAUUGAGGAGGGGCCAGUCCCCAGAACAGGGGCAAAAGGGCCGAUUAUGUCCAUCUACUUCCGAGACCCUGACAGAAAUCUGAUUGAAGUGUCUAACUACAUCUCCUCGUGAUUGAGGAUGGCCUUCCUCCAUUUUGUUCCAUGAUGUUACCCUCUCCCUUUCUUCCUGAAAACUCUCAUCCAAGCCCAGAGACCUCGAGGACUGAGGACUUGGGCACAUCACACAGCCUGCUGGGGGCAGGUUUGGGCCCAAAUCUCCACGUCUGGGUAUCCUCCCUCCGAGCCACUCCAAUAAAUGAAUGACAUCUCAAAUUAA
Molecule: messenger RNA, 624 nt
Organism: Tupaia belangeri chinensis (Chinese tree shrew)
Lineage: Eukaryota; Metazoa; Chordata; Mammalia; Scandentia; Tupaiidae
Gene: GLOD5
Product: glyoxalase domain containing 5
Source: RefSeq, a predicted model, not a curated record